Messenger RNA from Schistocerca piceifrons (Central American locust), 2064 nucleotides. Its product is annotated as basic proline-rich protein-like. Lineage: Eukaryota; Metazoa; Arthropoda; Insecta; Orthoptera; Acrididae. The record is from RefSeq and is a predicted model, not a curated record.
AUGAAUGUAAAAGAAGAGUUGGAGGAGGGUGCGAAUAAAGAGCCCCUGCCCCCCUCUUCCCCCGCCUCCAGCCCCUGCCCCCCUCUUCCCCCGCCUCCAGCCCCUGCCCCCCUCUUCCCCCGCCUCCAGCCCCUGCCCCCCUCUUCCCCCGCCUCCAGCCCCUGCCCCCCUCUUCCCCCACCUCCCUCCCCCUGCCCCCCUUCCCCCGCCUCCCUCCAUCUGCCCCCUCUUCCCCCGCCUCCAUCCCCCCCCCCCUCUUCCCCCGCCUCCCUCCCCCUGCCCCCCUCUUCCCCCGCCUCCCUGCCCCUGCCCCCCUCUUCCCCCGCCUCCCUCCCCCUGCCCCCUCUUCCCCCGCCUCCCUCCCUUCUCCCCCCUUCUCCCCCGCCCCCUCCCUCUUCCCCCUCCCUCGCCCCCUCUUCAUCCGCCUCCCUCCCUCUGCCCCCGCCUCCCUCCCUCUGCCCCCGCCUCCCUCCCUCUGCCCCCGCCUCCCUCCCUCUGCCCCCGCCUCCCUCCCUCUGCCCCCGCCUCCCUCCCUCUGCCCCCGCCUCCCUCCCUCUGCCCCCGCCUCCCUCCCUCUGCCCCCGCCUCCCUCCCUCUGCCCCCGCCUCCCUCCCUCUGCCCCCGCCUCCCUCCCUCUGCCCCCGCCUCCCUCCCUCUGCCCCCGCCUCCUUCCCUCUGCCCCCGCCUCCUUCCCUCUGCCCCCGCCUCCCUCCCUCUGCCCCCGCCUCCUUCCCUCUGCCCCCGCCUCCCUCCCUCUGCCCCCGCCUCCCUCCCUCUGCCCCCGCCUCCCUCCCUCUGCCCCCGCCUCCCUCCCUCUGCCCCCGCCUCCCUCCCUCUGCCCCCGCCUCCCUCCCUCUGCCCCCGCCUCCCUCCCUCUGCCCCCGCCUCCCUCCCUCUGCCCCCGCCUCCCUCCCUCUGCCCCCGCCUCCCUCCCUCUGCCCCCGCCUCCCUCCCUCUGCCCCCGCCUCCCUCCCUCUGCCCCCGCCUCCCUCCCUCUGCCCCCGCCUCCCUCCCUCUGCCCCCGCCUCCCUCCCUCUGCCCCCGCCUCCCUCCCUCUGCCACCGCCUCCCUCCCACUGCCCCCGCCUCCCUCCCACUGCCCCCGCCUCCCUCCCACUGCCCCCGCCUCCCUCCCACUGCCCCCGCCUCCCUCCCUCUGCCCCCGCAUCCCUCCCUCUGCCCCCGCAUCCCUCCCUCUGCCCCCGCAUCCCUCCCUCUGCCCCCGCAUCCCUCCCUCUGCCCCCGCAUCCCUCCCUCUGCCGCCGCAUCCCUCCCUCUGCCGCCGCAUCCCUCCCUCUGCCGCCGCAUCCCUCCCUCUGCCGCCGCAUCCCUCCCUCUGCCGCCGCAUCCCUCCCUCUGCCGCCGCAUCCCUCCCUCUGCCGCCGCAUCCCUCCCUCUGCCGCCGCAUCCCUCCCUCUGCCGCCGCAUCCCUCCCUCUGCCGCCGCAUCCCUCCCUCUGCCCCCGCCUCCCUCCCUCUGCCCCCGCCUCCCUCCCUCUGCCCCCGCCUCCCUCCCUCUGCCCCCGCCUCCCUCCCUCUGCCCCCGCCUCCCUCCCUCUGCCCCCGCCUCCCUCCCUCUGCCCCCGCCUCCCUCCCUCUGCCCCCGCCUCCCUCCCUCUGCCCCUGCCUCCCUCCCUCUGCCCCCGCCUCCCUCCCUCUGCCCCCGCCUCCCUCCCACUGCCCCCGCCUCCCUCCCACUGCCCCCGCCUCCCUCCCACUGCCCCCGCCUCCCUCCCACUGCCCCCGCGUCCCUCCCUCUGGCCCCGCCUCCCUCCCUCUGGCCCCGCCUCCCUCCCUCUGGCCCCGCCUCCGUCGCUCUGGUUCUUGAAGACCCAUUAAGGGCUGACGACCCUAGUGUUUGGGUAAAGCAACAUCCCAAACUGAAACAACAUGCUGCUGGAUCUAAGCAUAAUUCUGUUGAAGAUCCAUUGGGAGUAUUUUGGUCCACUGAUUUCAUCAAGGAGGAUCCUGAAUUAAAUUUGGAAAUGAAUAUAACUGAGAAUACUAAGACUCGCCACUGAAGGAGACUGAAGUUAAUCAUUAGACACAGGGGAAUUUAUCAAAUG